Molecule: messenger RNA, 2398 nt
Organism: Aureobasidium pullulans EXF-150
Lineage: Eukaryota; Fungi; Ascomycota; Dothideomycetes; Dothideales; Saccotheciaceae
Exons: 2
Coding region: 233-2398 (721 amino acids)
Biological process (GO): copper ion import; intracellular iron ion homeostasis; iron ion transport
Cellular component (GO): plasma membrane
Molecular function (GO): ferric-chelate reductase activity
Source: RefSeq, a predicted model, not a curated record
GGCCUCGUGAGAAUUGAGCGAGUUUGAGCUGCCAUGUUAUCCGACAUGCCAUGAUUGCGUCUCCACCAUGUGCCGGUCUUUCUUCUACGACGACACCUGAUUCUGAUCCUAUUCCGACUUUCUCUAUUACGAGUCGACCACUUUGAACGCCGCAUCUGCCUCGCAGAUUGCUCAAUGACCAUCGCCCCAUCUCGACCAUAACCACCGAAUCGUUAACUUCAACCUCUUCACGAUGGAUAUGUCUAUGGGCGGCAUGGAUAUGUCCAUGGGCAACAUGUCUAUGGGCAAUGGCAUUCCUAGCCUGUUCACCUUCGAGCGCAUGUACUGGGCAGUAGUCGGCGCCGCCGUUGCUGCUUUCACUCUUGUCAACUUAUACAGCUGGUUUCUGUAUCAGCAGAGAUUACGGUCCACGAGUAUGACACCUGCCAAACCAAAGGCCUUUCCUUUCCGGGCCAUGGCUACUUGUACCGCUGUCGUACGCGAAGUCGCAAACGCCUCCCUGCCCGUCUUCGCCAUCAAGUCUCUUAGGAUCCCCUCGCCUACUCUUGGAAGAGCUUCGAUCGUCGGCGCAAACAUUGUUGUUCUGCUGGUCAUGUGUUUCUACAAACUCGACGUCAGCGAUCAAUGGUCAUUCGAGAACAUUGGCUAUCGCACUGGCUUUGUUACUCUCUGUCAACUGCCUCUACUCUUCCUCCUGGCUGGAAAGCGCAACAUCAUCGCCGCCCUUAUAGGCUCGUCGUACGAGCGUAUCAACUGGCUUCAUCGCUGGGCCUCGCGAUGCUUCCUUCUGACUGCCACUAUUCACAUGGGCUACUGGUUCGCCGACUGGGCUCCCUACGACUACAUUGGCACAAAAGUCCGUACUGAUCCCAUCACGAAACAUGGUGUCAUCGCUUGGUCAAUCCUGGUCUGGAUCACUGUCAGUUCCAUGACUCCGAUUCGGGGUUGGAGCUACGAGUUCUUCGUCGCUCAACAUAUUGUCUCCUUCGCCGUCUUCAUUGGCUUCGUCUACCUGCACAUCCCCGUCGAAGUCAAGCAUUGGGUCUGGAUCUGCGUUGGCUUGUUCUUCUUUGACCGUGUCGUGCGAGGCUUCUUCUACCUCUACAACAACUUGUCAAUCCUGCAUCCUGCUCAGCGAAAGGACGGAACCAUGGGCAAACUCUGGGCUCUUAACGCCGAGCUCACUGCUCUGCCUAACAACACAACUCGCGUGACGAUCAACAAUCCUCCUAUUUCCUGGCGUCCCGGUCAACACGUCUUUCUUUCUGCUCACUCGCUGGCCCCCAUGCAGGCUCAUCCCUUUACUAUUUCCUCCCUUCCUAGUGAUGGCAAGAUGGAAUUCUUGAUACAGUCGCAAAAGGGUGGCACACAGAAAUUCUACCGACACGCAGAGAGAAUUGGCAUGAGCCUUCCUCAAACCAAUGGAGAUUUGACAAGAGGCAGCUUUACUAGUGUUGCCAUCGAAGGUCCGUAUGGUCGUAUCCGUCCAUUGCAACAAUUCGACAGCGUUGUACUCCUUGCUGGUAGCUCUGGUGCGACAUAUACCAUGCCUUUACUACGCGAUCUUGUCCAUUCGUGGAAAGCCAUGAGCGGUCAAAGCAAAAGCCAACGUGAGAAGCCAGUGACACGACAUGUGAGAUACGUCUGGAUUGUCAAGUCUGGCCCUCAGCUUAGCUGGUUCUCCACUCAACUCGGCCAGGUCAUGGAAGAUAUCGCUCGGCUCCAAAACGAGGGCCACGAUGUGAGCGUUGACAUCAGCGCUUACAUUACUUGUGACGAUACUUUUACGACAGAGCAGAAGACUCUUCUGGACGCCUGGAGAUCAUACUCAACAUCAUCGUCUGCCAAACAUGGCUCGGUGACUGAAGUUUUGAAUUCUGUUGAUGAUGAAAAAUACAACGACUACAAGUCUGAGAAGAAGUUCGUGUCCAAGGAUGAAAAGAUUGAAGUCCAGGAGCUGGAUCGCUACUCGCUAUCAGAAAAGGCCGAGCCUACAUCAAAACAAUCUUGUGGGCCAAAUGGCACAUGUUGUUGCACCGCCACGAUAGAGGAUGAAGACGACGACGAAGCCAUCAGACCAGCGUGCACUUGUAACUGUGGUGCGGGUCCAUCACGAACAGAAAGCUCGGCAUCAAGCAACCUGAACGAAAAGCCCAAGCCGAAACAGCCAUUCCUACAUCCUGCAAUCUCCGUCUUUUCAGGUCGGCCAGCUUGCAGGAAUGUCAUCCGCAAAACGCUCGAGCAGGCUUAUGGCGAGAGUGCAGUGGUUGUCUGUGGACCCCAGGGCUUGGUUGACGAUGUACGAACGAGCGUUGUCUCGCUUAGUGAUGAGAGAGCGGUCCACAAGGGCACAGGCGCUCAAGGCAUUUGGCUGCAUGCCGAGGCAUUUGGAUACUGA